Drosophila rhopaloa is the source of this 1014-nucleotide messenger RNA. RefSeq names its product U3 small nucleolar ribonucleoprotein protein IMP4. The coding region runs from base 45 to 941 and encodes 298 amino acids. Gene Ontology annotation, cellular component: nucleolus; small-subunit processome; Mpp10 complex. Lineage: Eukaryota; Metazoa; Arthropoda; Insecta; Diptera; Drosophilidae. Gene Ontology annotation, molecular function: rRNA primary transcript binding; snoRNA binding. Gene Ontology annotation, biological process: rRNA processing. The transcript is spliced from 2 exons. The record is from RefSeq and is a predicted model, not a curated record.
UCUUCAACCGUACACGUGCAGGCCAAAAAUAAUAACAAUCAAAAAUGUUGAGAAAACAAGCCAGACAACGAAGGGAAUAUUUAUAUAAUAAAGCCCUUACCGAGCGCCUCAAGUCCAAGCAAAAAAUUCAGGAGACCGUUGUUCAAAGCAUCAAUGAAAACAAGUCAAUUGGUUCCAAAAAUGUGAAGAAAAGUCUGACGGCCUACAAAUCGCUGAAAUAUGUUGAUGAUGGUGUCGACGACCGCACUGUUAAUGAUGAAUAUCACUAUGCUGGAUGCGAAGAUCCCAAAAUAAUGCUAACCACCUCGCACAACCCCUCGUCCAGAUUGAAAAUGUUUAUGAAGGAACUUCGGCUGAUAUUCCCCAAUGCCCAACAGAUGAACAGAGGCAACUACCAGCUGGCUACUUUAAUGCAUGCCUGUCGUGCCAAUAAUGUAACCGAUUUCCUAAUUGUGCACGAGCAUCGUGGUGUACCGGACAGCCUUGUGGUUUGUCAUCUUCCCUAUGGCCCAACUGCCUUCUUCAACAUAUCCGAUGUUGUUAUGCGUCAUGAUAUUCCCGAUAUCGGACAUAUGAGCGAGCAGAAGCCACAUUUAAUUUUUAAUAACUUCAAAACGCCCAUUGGUUUGAGAACUGUCAAGAUACUUAAACACUUGUUCCCAGUACCGAAGGAAAAUUCCCAAAGAGUAAUGUCCUUCUUAAACCACAACGAUUCGAUUAUAUUUAGACAUCAUCAGUACAAAUAUGUGAACAAGGAAUUGGAGCUCAGCGAAGUGGGACCAAGAUUCUCUCUGAAGCUGUAUCAAAUUAAACUUGGAACGCUGGAGAAUAUAAAGGCGGCUGACACGGAAUGGAUAAACCGACCAUAUAUGAAUACGUCGCAGAAGAGGCUUAUUUUCUCUAACGAUCCGGGAAUAAUAAGUAAGGACGCGGACGUUUAGGAAUUGUUCUGCGACAAAUAAAACGAGAGCGAGGAAAUUAAAGUUAAAAUAAAUGUCUUCUUUUUCACUAUAA